Messenger RNA from Paramisgurnus dabryanus, 9510 nucleotides. Its product is annotated as UPF0606 protein KIAA1549. Lineage: Eukaryota; Metazoa; Chordata; Actinopteri; Cypriniformes; Cobitidae. The record is from RefSeq and is a predicted model, not a curated record.
UCCGGUAGCGCCGCCAUCUUAGACUCCUCUGUAUUCAGGAGAGAGUAGUAGCGUAGUGUACGCACUUUUCUUAGUGACGUAUGACAAAUUCGGAGGGCGGGGGCACAGAGCAGCCUCCGUAGGCUGGGUAAGCUCUCAUCCUGAAUGCAGACAAGACUAAGAUGGCGGCGCUACCGGAAGGUAUUUAUUUUCGUUAAUAAAGUUUUAAAUAUGGAUAUUUCUACAACAACACCGCGCGGAUUACCCUCAGAAGACCUUUGUUUAUCAUCUUGGAGCAGUUUGGAUUUAAUUUGUGAAGGAUGGACGCACUUUUUUUGGACUUGAAGGUUGUGGACUAUGGGUGAAUAUUUUCUAAAAUAUCCUAAAAUGUGUUUGUCUGAAAAACGAUGGACAUAUGCAACUCGGACAGCUUGGGGGUGAGUAAAUCAUGGGUUUAAUAUCGUUUUUGGCCGAACUAUCCCUUUAAGUCAAUAUUUCAUUGAAGAAAAGCAUUUACAUUUAUCCAUUUGACAGACAGUGCAUUCAAUUUAUAAAUUUGUAUCUAUAUUUUAUGUACUGUAAUAUUAAAGUAAACUUUAGCUGCCCUGCCAAAUGUAGUAUGAGUACUUGGAAAUAACUAAUAUUAUUUUAAUGAUUUGUAAUAACGAUACAACAAUGGCAUAAAGGCCAAAGUAUUUUUGCAAAUUCUCAGAAGAGCCUAUGUUAAAAUAUUAAUAGAAUAUUUGGUAUCUACACUCAUAAGUGUUUAAACUAAGUGCACAGAAUAAAGAUAGUCAUAGUCAGUAGUACAAUAAUUACAUCAAGAACUACCAUAAUAUACAAAACAGCCUGGGGGUUUGGCUUAUGUAUAAAAACAGUGAUGUGAAUGAAAGGUUGAAAUAAUAUUAUAGUUUAAUUAAACCGAAUGUUGAUCAAAUCAAAUAAACAUACCUAUAUGGGGAGUGAUCUUGCUGUCAGCCAACGAGAGUGGCGCGCUUUUUCUUCACAUUUCUAAUGAAUAAAUUCAAGGGGUGGGUCUUCUCUCUCUCUCUCUCUCUCUCUCUCUCUCUCUCUCUGCAGAAAUCACUACAGGACAGACUGUUUCUCAUCUUUGGAGUAUUUUAUUUCAUAGAAAUGGACAUUCGUUACACAGACAAGAAUAUCUAUUUUCAAUAACAUUUUAAUAAGCGGUUUACGUAUUUAUUCAAGCUGCGCUUUUAUCCAGGCUGUUUGAAGUGGGAUCUUGGCAAAUGGGCCGUGCAUAGGAAAAGCUAGAUGCGUGCCGUUAUAACCUUUUUUUCUGGACGAUAUCAAUACCGGAAACCUGACAAUAAACAUCUGAAUAUCGAUUAUAAGAAGAGCUGUCUACGUAAAAAUACCACAGAUGAAGACCGGGAUAUAUUUUAUUGAUGUGGUGUAUACAUUCAUACAGCACUGGUUAUUAAAUCGUUUCAAUUGAAACUCUGAUCACUUAAUAUAAUUUACGUUGAUAUUGAUUAUUUAUUGCCAUAUUCUAAUCAUGAUGAUGGGUGUAAGAGGGGCGCGCGGCAUCUCAACAUGACAGGUAAAGAAAUUCACACCAAUAUAAGGUGCCAUUCAUCACCUCAUGUUGCUUUGCAUGUUAAUGACCAAUUGAAAUCAAAUAAAUGAGUAUUUUAAGUAUUAUGUUAUCUAUGUUUUAUUUUUUGACCUGGUUUACCCGCUUAGUCUGAUUCAUAGGCUAUCCGCCCUUUUGUAGUAUCUGAUGAAUCAGAUUCAUAUGACAUAUCUCUUCAUCAUCUACCUGUCUGACAUAAUGGGAUUAAUCGUACACUAUUUGAUUUAUGGGAAUCAUAAUAACAUUAAAUUUGGAUAGAUAGAUAGAUAGAUAGAUAGAUAGAUAGAUAGAUAGAUAGAUAGAUAGAUAGAUAGAUAGAUAGAAUAGAUAGAUAGAUAGAUAGAUAGAUUCAAUAUCUACCUUUACAAAUAUUUAUGAAUACCUUUGUUUCAGUAACUGUGGUAUUUCUCGUAAAACCAUAGUAACCACAAAUUUACUAUUGUCUUAUUAUAGUAUACAAAUUUGCUGGGUUGUUUCAACCCAUGGUUGGGGUUUAAAUGAUAUAUAAUGUUCAAUCCAACCUAAUCUUCUAACAGCCUAUGUUUUCCUCCUCAUAGCAAUGUAUACAAAUGGAAGGAUACCAAUCAGGAAGACCUGUGGCCAUCCAGGAGAAAUGUUGUCAGGGUCGGAUGCCAUGUCUUGAAUAACAAACGGGCAAAAUGGAAAGCUCGUAUUCAAGGAUGAUCCAGAGAAGGUCACAGCCUCUGCUUGGAUGUUGCUCGGUUCUGCUCAUGGCUGUUAUGCUGUGGAGCUCCCGUCCAACAUGUCCAGAAGAAGCCUAGGUCCACUUCCAGCAAGAACACAUUCACCUUUUGCCUUAUCUUCACCCCCAUUAUCUCAGCGCUCUGAAAGAUCUAAGCGUCCAGCUCAUGCCUCAUCAGGUGCCAAACAUCCCGUCCAAUUGUCUCCCUGUCUUCAUAACAGAACGUCCAGCAUUGCACCCACACCUUCCCUUGGCACAGAGGGGUCAGGUAACUUAGAAGAUGGGGCUCAGGGCAUCCACCUGCUGUUACGGCCACCUGAUCUACUGACACCUAGCCAGAUGCCUCCUUUCCGUGAUGAAAGGCCACCAACUCCGACCCCUCCGACCCUUGUGGCACAUGAAGACCUGUAUCCCGUCCACUCUGCCGAGGUAGACUGGGGUUCUGGAGAUUAUUUGGAAACUCUUACAUUCAUGGGUUCUGAAGGAGAGGAGUUUUCACUCGUCACCACCUUACCCACGCAUGGAUACGAUCCGUAUGAUGCUGAUGAUGACAUCACGGUCAGCUAUAACACGGCUUUCCCUUCUCGUCAGAUUCUUCCUCUUUCUUCUAUAGACCUCCAACCCAGUGCGACUGUUAAGUAUGUCACUGACUUAAGGACAGCCCAUUCUACUGAUCCCCGCCUCCCAUUAGCUCCUGACUCCUCCCAUACAGGCUAUUCGGAUGAUGACUUGGAUUUUGAUUGGGCAGAGCUUUAUCCUAUUGAGCCAACUGAGAUGCUGCUUCCUGACAUGAACAGUUUGGAAUAUUACAACACAUUGCAAGCCAAAGAAAAUGCUAGUAUUGCGAGGAAUAAGACCCAUUAUGCCCACCCUCACAUCACACCAACGCACACUGUGGUACCCACCCACAUUCCCACUGCCAUUUUGGGAGAAGGUGUGGUUAAAGGGACGGAUCAUAUCGAUCAUGACGCUCCGCAACCUAGUCCAUCUCCAACCCCAAAACCCACUAAGACUCCUAUCACAUCAACCUCCAAUACUCAUCCACCCUCUGAAGUCCCAUUCACUCCAGAGAAAGGUGUUUCUUCAAUACCAACAUUUCAUUUCGGCAGAACUCGACCCUCAGUGACGACCGCCCAUCCUCCACAAGAGUCUCCGGUAACACAAGCAGUCACGCUGAAGCCCCCAGCUGCUGCGAAACCCCAUGCCACCACCAUCAAAACAGAAACCACAACUAAAACCUCAACUAUCAGCAGCCCCACUAAAAGUCCACUGCCUACAACUCCCAGAAUUCCUCUCUCCAUUGCCCCUCGACUGUAUAUCUGCAACAUCACCAAACCAGACAUGUACCUUGUCAGAGUGGGUAUGCCAAGCGGAUCAUCAGUGGCGUUUGCCAAAGCACAUGUGAGGGAGAUUCUCAGACGAGAGUACAACCGCUCGAUAGAGUUACAGGUCCUUAAAGCCCCACCCAAUUUCAUUUUCCGGACAGUUUCUGGUCCACUGGUAUACACUGCUAUGUCAGUCAUCAAUUCUCUCCGCCAAUCAGCACAGAGCUCUUCCUCUUCAACCAUUUUAUCUGUCACACCCAUAUACGCUGUUCCAGAUUACAAACAUCAGGUCCACACAGUGCUGCAGUUUGUACCGAGUCACGUGGACGUGCGUCUCUGUAGCUUUAGCGAGCGCGUGGAGAAAGGGCUGCUCAUGGCGUACGCCGAAGUACGCAAACAUUCACAGGAAAAUGGGAAUUUCACUGUACAUAUUGUGAAUAUUACCAGUAGCCUUCCUAAGGGUCAACGGCAGCAAAAGGCACCAGUGGACAUCACCUUUGCUGUGCGUGAUUCCCAGGGUUUCCUGACGGGAUCGGAUGUGAGUUCCCACAUGAGGCAACUCAGUGCGGUUGAGUUUAGCUUCUACCUCGGUUUUCCCACCCUGCAGAUUGCGGAGCCUUUUCAUUACCCUGAGCUAAACGUGUCCCACCUGUUACGUGCAUCCUGGGUGAAAACAGUGUUAUUGGGUGUAUUGGACCAACGUGUGAAUGAAAGGACUUUCCAGGCCAGGAUGGAAAGGCGAUUAGCCCUGCUGGUUGGGGAAGGACUUGGAAUAGGAGUUGGUAAUCGACGCUGGAGAAGAGCUGCCAGUAUUGGCAACAACAGUGUACAGAUUGUGCAGGCAUCUCGUCUGGAUGGGCUGGACUUUCCACUGGAGCUGGUGUAUUUUGUAGAGGCAGGGCCAGGAGAGCGACUGCCGGCACAGACCACUGCCGCCCUGCUCAACAGACUCAACCUGCAGAGAGCUGCUAUUGUACUGGGUUACCGGGUACAUGGUGUACUGGCCACACCGGUAGAGAAGCUGACAUUGCCUCCCUCAGAGACGCAGCCCAGUAAUGUGUGGUUGAUCGUGGGUGUCGUGGUUCCAGUUCUGGUGGUCAUCCUCAUCAUCAUUAUCCUCUACUGGAAGCUGUGUCGCUCUGAAAAGCUAGAGUUUCAGCCAGAUGCUAUGAGCACCAUCCAGCAAAGACAGAAGUUGCAGCCCCCUAGUGUAAAAGGCUUUGAUUUUGCUAAGCUCCACCUAGGGCAGCAAAGUAAAGAUGACAUCAUGGUAAUUCAAGAGCCCACCCCCCCACCCCUCCCUGUUAAAGAGGCCACACCCUCGGAGGGUGGAGAAUUGAACACACCCAAAUCAAAGAGUUCAUCCACUAAAGCAUCACGUGCAGCUCGGAGAAGGGGCAGAUUGUCUCCGUCUGAUGGCGAUUCAUUAGGAAGUGAAGCAUCCAGCGGUAGAGAAUCAGCGGAGGAGAGCACAAGACCUGCGGUGACACCAAGUGAAAGCAAACCUCAACAUCGCAAGAGCAAGCAUGCUAAAUCCAAACUGGGUGCUCAACAUGGAAGCGGUGUGGAUGAGCAACUGUCCUCAUCUUCUAUAUUCGAACAUGUAGAUCGUCUCUCUCGUGGUUCAUCGGAUGGAACACGCAGAGUGUCCAAUAAAAUACAGCUUAUAGCCAUGCAGCCCAUGCCGAGCCCUCCCGCUCACCCGCAUAACCAAGCUCUGAGCACCAGUCUAACAGAGAAACUGUCUGAUGGGUCAAAGGUCAACAGUGAGAUCCAAGUGGCCUUGAGGCACAAAUCUGAGAUAGAACAUCAUCGCAAUAAGAUCCGCCUGCGUGCCAAGAGAAAGGGCCACUACGAAUUUCCUUCUAUGGAGGAUAUCAUGGCUGCGUUCGGCGACAGCUCCGAGCAGCAGCGCAUUUAUCAGCAAGCCCAGGAGCAGAUACACAAGAUACUGCAUCCAGAUGAACAAACACCAUCAUCGUGUGGAGAGCCACGCAAGAGCUCUAGAGGUCGACGCUCUCCCAGACAAAGGCAGAGACAGAAUUUUGGUGGUAGCGGAAGUCUGAGAGACAAAGAUCGCCUCAUUACUGAUGGGGAUGCCACAUACAGGAAGUACCCUGGCGUCAACAAUGUGGCAUAUGUGUCUGAUGCAGACCAGCUCCCAGAUACAGGUAGCCCCUCCCCGACUGAUGAGGUGUUUUUAGACCCUGGAUCUCCGCCUUCAGGCCCUGCCCCUGCCCCGCCGGCCUACGUCCCCCAUCAGCCAACCAUCGAAGAAGCACGGCAACAGAUGCACUCCUUAUUGGAUGACGCCUUUGCUCUCGUCUCACCCUCUUCUCAAGGAAGCCCUGCCCCUUUGACAUUCACAGGCGUUACUGCAGUCACUGGUGUUGGAGGGAUCAGUCCUGGUCAACCCUCUAGCCCGUCCUCUCGCCCGGCACGCCAGUGGGGCUCCUCCUCUUACCCAGCAGCCCCUGCACAUAGUCCUUUCUCUGCGAGGUAUGCUGAAUUAGGAAUGUCUCCUACUUCAGUCCAGAGUUUACUGCAUAGGCAGGCACAAGGGUACCUGCUGCCAGCAGAGAUGCAGUCUGAUCCUGGUUACUCCAGCAGGGGGCAGUUUGGAGAGGAGCUCACAUCGUCUGAUCGACCUCGACCAGUUGGGGGCAGCACAGGUGCACAGUUGCACCAGCUAACACAGGUGGGUUUGUCAAGUCGGAUUGGAUUAUAUCCUGGUGUUGGCCGUAGUGUUUCUGGACCCUCUGGAUCAAGUUGGACCCAAUAUAGAUCAGAUGAAGAGAUCUCAAGACCAGGAGCCAACCGGGAGGCUAUAUUGACAUUCCCAGAAUAUUCCUUAUCACCUGUAUUCCAGAUGCCAAGGACAUCACUGCAGGAUCCGACCACACCCCAGGCCCAUCUGGAACCCUCGAGCACAGUGUACGUCGCCCCUGAGGCGCAUUCACCACCUCCUCACUCCUCAGCUUCCCUCAUCAAAGCCAUCAGGGAAGAAUUACAGAGACUUUCUCAAAAACAGGUGGCUGUUGCAGGCUACCACAGUUGAGACAGACCAUCCCAAACCCCAGUCCUGAUGACUUCUUACUGCAGCUGCUACCUAAAAAUACUCACAUGGCUGCUUUUACACAAACCCUAACCAAAAUUGUACAAUCCAAGUACGGCUGGUCUGUUACAGUACACAUGAAUAAAUGGCACAGAUAUUCAAUAGGGAUAUUGUGAGGACAUCCACAUUUGAUGUUUUACUGCUUACUUGCAGAAAAUAAACUUCAAUACCCUCUCUUCUGACUUGCAAAUGAAAAACCAUACAUCUCUCAUCCAGACUGUUUAGAAUAGACAUACAGGCUCUCAAAUUGCAUGCUGAGAGCUGUGACUUUUUAAAGAUUUAGUGCUGAGUGUUGCCAAUGUGAAAGUCCCAAUCAGUUCCAAGUCUGUCAAAGUGCUUCCUUCCAGUGGCUCAUCUUUAUGUCUCCGGACCUGGUGCUAAAAAUCAUUUCUUUCUUCUGUUUAAUGCCACAAUUUAGCCUUGCCUAAAAAGGGGCAUCUCCUUUUGAUGCAGUCAUAUUUUAGUCUUUCCCCUGAUGUCCAUUUAUCAAAGAUGGCUAAUCAAUUGAAACAUGACUGUCUGUAAGAUGGUUUUGGGGUCUGGGUAUUGUAUUUUUUGUGGUUUUGAAAGUGUUAGUAUUUGUUAGGACUGUUGUUGCUGAAGUUACUCCACGUUGUCUUGUCUAGCUCUUGAGGGUAAGCUAGAUCAACAAGCAGCCUCUAGAAAAGGAUCCAGAUUGUUGUCAGCAUGAUUCUACACCAUUGCUUUAUCCAUCCCAAUGUCUUGUUUGAAGUAUGGCUAGGGUAAUAGUUUUCAAUGUACAAAUGAAGAGUUUGGUUCCAAAACCAGAUAACUAACUUUUGUCAAGACAUUUAGUUUAUUUUUAUGUUAUCAUGUUUUUAUUAUGCUACUUAGCUGUAUUUGUUUUAGUUAUGAAGGCUUAUUUCAAAACAAACCAACUGCAGUUUCUGAAAAGUUAUCUCGUUUUGGAACCAAACUCUUUACAUAUUAAUUUUGCACAUUUUCAUCUUUGCACAUUCGUAUCAUGUUGAUGAUGGAAGUCAAUCAGUUUCAGAGUUUAUUGUGGAAAAGAGAGAGUUUGUUAAUGAAGAACAGGUAUUAAUAUAACAAUAUAUGUAAUUUUAUAUUAUAUAAAACAUAUAUAGAUGGCUUAUAAAUAGAUAUUGCAUAUUCAUGAUGUAUUGAUCCAUUGAGCACAAUUUUGAUUAUAUGUUAUCAUAUUAGAUUUUAUUUAUUUUUUAUUGUUAUAAAGUACUAUGUAUUACCGAUGUUGGAAAAGUGUUGCUAUGGGAUAUUUUAAAAAAGACCAAAUCACUGUUGAAGCAUAGUUCCCUCAGCUUGGUAAUGCAGUAGGCAUUCUGUAUGUAUUUUUAAUGUAUAUGGUCAUGUGGACUUGCACAGAGCUGUUGUAAAGAUUCCUAUAAGGAACUGGUAUGUGCUGUAGGGAUAAAGGCCAUUUAUUUUUUACCUAACUCUCUGUCCUAGGUUUUGGUUUAACCCUUUAUUUCUUCUUAAUUUAAUUUUUUUUCUUCCAUUCUGCUUACACAAUCACUAAAACACCUGCAAUUUCAGGGAAUUUAAGGUGUAAGGUUUUCAGGCCUGGAGAAUUCAUGAUAAUCUUAAAGAUCAUUGAAGAGACAAUUAAAGAGAGCAUCAUCUCUAUAAAAAAUUCUUUACCAUUCUUAUCCCGUAAUUGCAAACUUGAAAUCACAUAUCUUUAUUUUUCUUUCUUUCAUUAUUUCUUUAUUUUGUGUAUAAAGGUGCCUGACAGGCCUUAAAUUAGGAAGCAUGUAAAGUGAUGGAUUCUGCUUAAUUUCUUCCCUUUUUUGUUUAUUUUGUGUGCUGUUGUCUUGAUGGGCAUGCUAAUAGUCUUAAAAAAGCAAAAUAUGACAAACAAGCUUGAUAGAAAUUAGCCUACUAUGAAAAACUGCUAUGUAAUGGUCCAUAAGACUUUACACCAGUGGUCAAAGCACAGAGAAACGAUUGAAAUAAUUUGAAAAAAACUUUUCAGUAUUUUACCAUUUAUAAACAUAUUUUUUGAAAGUAUUUGAAAUCAAUAUUUAUGAUAAAAAAUAUAUAAUGUAGGAAGAGUAUUAAUAUGUAAAUGAAAAUUUCUGCAUACUUAUAAAUAUUUAGUAUGUAGUCCUCUUAUAACUAAGAGGCAAAUAUCAUUGUUAGACCUCUUUUCUCACAGUAUGCAAAGACCAACAGGGAAUAUGUUUUUAUUAUUCUGCCCUGUUUUUGUUUUUAUCAAUCUGGCAGAUUUCACAAUGAAAACUGUAUGCAUUCAUAAACAAAAGUCAUUUGACUAACAUGGUGCUACUAAACUGUGUGUGUGUGUGUGUGUGUGUGUGUGUGUGUGUGUGUGUGUGUGUGUGUGUGUGUGUGUGUGUGUGUUGUUUUGUGUGAAACCAUCAUAACCUUACAACACUGAACUGAAUUUUAUCGCAUUUAUAGCAAUUAUGAUGUACAAAUUCUGAGAUAAACUGAAUUGUGUGUGCGUGCAAUAAUAUACCUCCACUGUCUCUAUGCCAGUGCCAUAGAGGAUGUCAUAGGAAUGUAACAGUUAAUCUUACAUAAAGUUCAUUUUUUAAUUUUGCUGUAUGUUAUUUUAAAUCCCUGAAAAUGUAAGGAUAUUAAAGAUACAGACACCAUCUUUGCAAUCCUAACGUAAUGGGAUGUAUACAAUAGGCUUAUAUUUCUCUUUAUCUUUCUCAUUGUGUCUUGAUUUUUCUCUCUUGGUCUCUGCAAACUGCAUCCCAGUAUUUGAUGUUUAAUGUGUCUAUAUUGUUGUGUAAACUAAACAAUAAACAAUGUGCCGUCAAUUAAA